This is a messenger RNA of Orbicella faveolata, 829 nucleotides long. RefSeq names its product kinesin-like protein KIF3A. The record is from RefSeq and is a predicted model, not a curated record. Gene Ontology annotation, molecular function: microtubule motor activity; microtubule binding; ATP binding. Gene Ontology annotation, biological process: microtubule-based movement. NCBI's taxonomy places the organism in Eukaryota, Metazoa, Cnidaria, Anthozoa, Scleractinia, Merulinidae.
AGAAAAGCGUGGCCACUAAGCCCAGGCAACCGAGCGUUCAUAACUACCUCGACAGCGGCAAAAUGAUUUACACUAGCAAUAAAAAAUAUUCCCUUUUGGGCUAAAACUGGUGAAUCCCACGAUGAGACAACUUGGAAAUAUAUAGAAAACGUUAGUUCAUAUUCACUGAAGCUACUAGACGCGAUGCCGGUCGACGCGGAGUCGGACAAUGUUCGAGUGGUUGUCAGAUGUCGUCCUAUGAAUGAGAAAGAAGUAGCUGGUGGAUGUGGUUUAGCGGUUAACGUGGACGAAAGCCGAGGGAUUAUCACCGUGAAAAACCCAAGCGCUCGUACUGGGGAACCACCGAAACAGUUCACAUACGACAGAGUGUUUGGCUUAGAUGCGAAACAAGUAGAUGUUUACAACGAUGCAGCCAGGCCGAUUGUCAAUUGUGUUUUAGAGGGUUAUAACGGUGAGAAAUGUCGCCAAUAAUAUUAGUUUAUUACACUGUUUAUCAAAGACGUCAGAAGAUGUGGGAUCUGCGAAAUUUAUCCCGCCCCCUUUCAUCCAGCACCUCCCCAUCCCCGGUUAACCCCCUUGCAAUAAAUACACCAUCGACAACGAUUUUUGUUCUUUUCAGUUCAGGGUUAUUUUAUUCAAAAACUUCAUAGUAAUCUGUCCCUUAGCCUUCAAGAGGCCAUUUUAUUUUAGGGAGAUGCUGCAAAACUUACAGAACAGAACCAUCUGUAAUGUCCAAAAAAAUACAGUUAAACCUCCCGUAAGCGACCACCUAAAAUGUCGAGCCUAGGUGAAGCUUAGACAAUGCUGGGUCAAAAUUUUGCUUGAUCAU